GUAGAAAACAAUAGUGAGAUGUGACUAGUAAGGGGUUUGGCAUAGAAUAGAUAGACUAUAGAGGCAUGAGAGAGGAGAAGGUGGGUCCCAAACAAUACAAUAGACGCAGAGAGCAGAGGAAAGAAGAGCAGUGCAUACAGUGUCUGGCAAAGGCACAGACACUCAUUCAUUUCAUUCAGUGACCCCUCUCCCCUCCUCUGUUUGGUUUGGUUUGGUUUGAGUCGACAUGAGAAAGAGUGGAAGCGAUUUAGGUGGCUAAAAAAUCGCGUUAUUUUAGUUUGGACUUUGUAGACAGACAAACACCCUAGUCAUUGGUUCUCCCAUCUUCCUCGUCCCACCACACAACCUUUCUUCUUUUCUUUUCUCUUCUCUCACUCCCACCCACCUUCACAUACAACAACACCCUUUUCUUUUUUAUUUUAUUUUAUUUUAUUAUUAUUAUUAUAUCCCCUAAUAAUAAUUAUUACGCUUCUUUUUCGCUGCUAUGUUGAUCCUCUCUCUCUUAUUCUUCUAAUUCAUUCUCUUAUCGUCAUUGCCAUUGAACAACAACUUCGUCAUGACUGCAACUCCUCUCAUCACUAUUAGUCCCGACGAGCUCAGGUUCCAUUUUGAGCUGGAAAAGCAAACAUUUUGUGACCUUAAAGUCCUGAAUAACACAGAGAACCAUGUUGCUUUCAAGGUCAAAACCACUUCACCUAAGAAAUACUUUGUACGACCAAACACUGGUGUUAUACAGCCCUGGGACUCAUGUAUCAUCAGAGUUACCCUCCAAGCUCAACGUGAAUACCCUCCAGACAUGCAAUGUAAAGACAAGUUUCUCUUACAGAGUACUAUAGUGAAUCCAAAUACUGAUGUUGAUGAUCUUCCACCAGAUACUUUUAAUAAGGAUAGUGGUAAUUCAAUAGAGGAUUUGAAACUACGAGUCUCAUAUAUCACUCCCACCUCACCCGAAGGAAGCUCUGAAGAUGAUGCAGCAAAGAAUUCCUCACAAAAACUCAAUUCCUCUUCCGCUGUACAGCUCCUGAAGGAAGAAAGAGAAGCCGCUGUCAGACAAACACGACAGCUUCAACAAGAACUGGACUUGCUGAAAAGGCAUAGAAGCCGGAGAGGCGAUCCUGGCUUUUCGUUCACCUUCGCCAUUUUUGUUGGUCUACUUGGAACUUUGCUUGGCUUUCUAGUGAAAUUUUUAUUCUCCUCGCCAUCUACAGAAUAAUUAACACUGUUUUGAAACCUUUGCAUGCGUGCAUACUUUCCGCGUUGAUCACUGUAAAAGUGUAAAGUUCUAUAUUCUUUUAAAAGUGUAAACCUUUGCAAAGCUUUGUCUUUAUCAUCAAACUUCACAUCAAUGUUCUCCAAAGUGUCAAGAAUUUAAUUAAAAUCAGCUAGUUGAUUCACAGUGGAUUGUGAUUUCAUCAUCAUAGUCGAGUAGAGUUGUUGCUUCGAAGAUAAUUUAUGAACCAAAUACAUCAUAUAAAGAUAUUCCAAUUUAAUCAAACACA
Cicer arietinum (chickpea) is the source of this 1499-nucleotide messenger RNA. RefSeq names its product vesicle-associated protein 2-1. Gene Ontology annotation, biological process: endoplasmic reticulum membrane organization. Lineage: Eukaryota; Viridiplantae; Streptophyta; Magnoliopsida; Fabales; Fabaceae. The record is from RefSeq and is a predicted model, not a curated record. Gene Ontology annotation, cellular component: endoplasmic reticulum membrane; plasma membrane.